Molecule: messenger RNA, 459 nt
Organism: Oncorhynchus mykiss (rainbow trout)
Lineage: Eukaryota; Metazoa; Chordata; Actinopteri; Salmoniformes; Salmonidae
Product: serine/threonine-protein kinase 33-like
Biological process (GO): protein phosphorylation
Molecular function (GO): ATP binding; protein kinase activity
Source: RefSeq, a predicted model, not a curated record
AUGGCUUCUCAGUGGAACACUGCCCGUGUGAGCAGUGUAGAGAGGAAGUUGCCCCACACCCGUUUGGAGGAUGAGGCUGACCUCCAGCAAAUAUGCUCAUUUGGGAGGAAAUUAGGUCAAGGUAGCUUUGGGGUCGUCUGUGAAGCCACCCACAACGAGACAAGGAAGAAAUGGGCUAUUAAGAAGGUGAACAAAGAGAAGGCUGGAAGUUCAGGUGUCAAACUGUUGGAACGGGAAGUGAGCAUCCUGAAAUGUGUGAACCACGCACACAUAAUACAUCUGGAGGAAGUCUUUGAAACACAAAAGAGGAUGUAUCUGGUUACUGAGCUGUGUGAGGGAGGGGAGCUGAAGGAGCUCCUUCAGAAGAACACACGCUUCACAGAGGAGGAGACCAGGCACAUCAUCAACAGCCUGGCUGAGGCCAUCGUCUACCUGCAUAAGAAGGACAUAGUUCACUGA